AUGACGGCGAGCAGCCACCCGCCACACCACCGGCCUGCCGCCGCGGGGUCCAUCCCGGCGCUGCCGUACGAGAUAUGGCUGGCGAUCCUGCGGUACUUUGAGCUGCGGCCCCUCGAGUUUGGUCGCACAAGACCCGACUCCGGCUUCACUGCGCGGCGGUCGGUCUUGUGGUCGCUGUGCCUCACCAGCCACCGCCUGCUCGACAUCGCCAGGCCGCUGCUGUACGCAAAUAUUGUGCUGCCGCUCGACGGCUCGAAUCCCGGUGCCCGUCGUUGUCUGCGCCUGCUCCGGACCGUCUCGCAGAACCCCCGGCUGGGGAGGCUUGUCGUCAGCCUGGCGGUUCCUCUUCAGCUCUCGUUCGACGCACGAUGGUGGGAGACCUCAAGAAGCAUUCUCGCGGUCAACGACGUCCACGGAGACCACCGGCAGCUGUUUGAGAAGAUGCACCUGUUAACGGAGGAUGCCGCCGUCAGGGGUCACCAACAGGCCGUACAGCAGAAACUAGUUGCACUGCUCAUCUGCCUCUUGCCAAGUCUGCAAAGACUCCUCGUCCACGUACCUUUCACUGUCGACUCCUCGUCCAGGAAUCUGCAAGCGGCACUCCGCAUAUUGUUGCCUGACGAAGAUAAUAAUCUCAUAGACUCGCUCAACACAUUAAGCAUCACACAGCGACCGCCACCGACACAAACAGACGCAGCUAAUGAAGGUGGAAGCACUAGCCAUGGCAAAUUCGAGCCGCUACAAAGACUCGAUGUACUGCAGCUUCAGCAGGGACCUUCCCUGGACGGGCCGGUCCUCCUACCCGAGGAUUCCGGCGACGGAAACGGCCUCGAGGGAAUCCUACCCAUCCUGAAGCUUCGAGCUGGCAAACUCAAGCGCCUGGACUUGUCCGACCACUGUCUGCAAGACGUCAACACGAAUGACACAGCAACCAGCGUCAUCGCGCAGAUUACAGAGCUGAACCUCGUCCACCUCGACCAUCCUGGCGAGGCAACGCUCCUCCUGCGGUCCGCAAGGAAACUUGAGACCCUCUCCCUCAAUCUGACCCGUCACGCCGUCCCUCCAUCGCCCUCAACAUCGGCCGGCACCAACGACGACUACAACAUGGCAAUCCUCGAGCGCCGCGAUACCCUGCGCAGCCUGAGCUUCACGGCGGCCGACUUCGACCCCGUCGAGCUCGGGUAUCUGCUCGGCCCUCUCGGACGACUGACCUGCCUCUCUCAGCUCAGCCACCUGCGCUUCCUCCGGGUCGAGCCACACCUGCUGAUCGACUGGCUUGAGGUCAACACCUGGCCCAAGUUCCUCGACAACCUGCCCAAGAGUCUGCUCAAGCUGGCCUUCCGCUUUCAGCCGCGCCACGAGGAGCUCUGCCACAUAUGGGCCCGCAGCGGCAUCGGCGCCGCACUCGCCUCAGGGGAACGGUGGAGGAGAAAACUACCCCAACUCGAGGCGAUUUGUCUCGAGCCGUUACCCUACAUUCCGCGGGUUGCCGAGGAGCUGGCCGAGUCUCUGAAGAUGGAUGGCAUUACGCUGACUUGGAUGCACGAGAUAUGA
Molecule: messenger RNA, 1554 nt
Organism: Microdochium trichocladiopsis
Lineage: Eukaryota; Fungi; Ascomycota; Sordariomycetes; Xylariales; Microdochiaceae
Exons: 1
Coding region: 1-1554 (517 amino acids)
Source: RefSeq, a predicted model, not a curated record